GUCAUAUGGGUGCAGCUGUCACACACAUUACACAAAGCAGUAACUCAUUUUUUCCAGGACACAUACAAUGUCAAUCAACAUCUAUCUUGUUAUUUUCUGGAUCCCCUCUCAUUUUGCUCUCUCCAAGCACAAACUGGACUCAUCAUUUCAGGAUCAAAUGCACUUCAAUUUUUGGACUGUACCUUCUACCCCAAGUCAGAUCUUGACAUUUAUUCUCACCCUGGUCACAUUUACGAGGUGCUAGAGUGGAUCAAGAUCCUGGACCCACCACAGGAAGAAGAAGAAGUAUGCUUGGCACAGUAUUCUAACAUUGCUGAAGUCUACACCUUCAAAUGGUUUGUAGUUAUAGACAGAGAGCAUGUGGAGUUCUGGAUUCAAGUUAUCCAGACAACCUAUAACCCCAUUGAUACUAUCAUGAAAUAUCACUCAACUUGUGUUAUGAAUAUCAUUACCUUCUAUGCAGUGUAUUCAUUCUACCCAAUUGCAACAUUCAAGGACCGAAGUGCACUCAAAAUCCCUGGAUUGAGGCACCACCCAGAUGUCCUUGCAAAGUAUAUCAAGAGAGGUUGGAGAGCCUAUUCAGUGUUCAGGCCAGAUACAUCAGGAAGUAUGCCCUGUACAACAUUGUCCCCAUCCUCAGAACAAUUUUCAUGGGACCCCUCAACCCAGAACCAUUGGACAAUGUUGACCGAGCCAUCCACUCUCACCAGUCUCAGUGUACCAAACAUGGAUACCAAACUCAUUGUGACCACUAUCUUCUAUUACAAUUAUUUGGUUCCCAGUAAUUUGUUUUCUUUGGCAAUUCAUGAGUGGGUACAUGACUGGACUUGGUUUGAUGCUGAAAUACCAAGGUUCCAUGAGUUGGAGUAGAGCGGGUGACAGAGUUCAAGGUCUGUUAGAGUGGGUUGUUUGGUAGACAAACCAGCCUGGCACUGCUGUUUCAUUUGGUCUUUCAUCUUGUCAAAACUUGUUGUCCCACACACAUUGCACAUGGGUUAAUAUUGCAAACAUCAUGCUCUUAGGCAUGCUCUGAAGAAAUGCUUUGAUGCACCAAUGGAU
Molecule: messenger RNA, 1059 nt
Organism: Suillus subaureus
Lineage: Eukaryota; Fungi; Basidiomycota; Agaricomycetes; Boletales; Suillaceae
Exons: 7
Source: RefSeq, a predicted model, not a curated record